AUGGCCAAAGGAGCGAAACGGGCACUGCAGCUGCCCAAGCAGCAACUGCUAAUUCUUGCAGUAUGCCGCUUCGCAGAGCCCGUCGCAAUGACUUCGGUCUACCCAUAUAUCCCCGAGAUGAUCCAGUCCUUCAACGUCCGCGAUGAUAAGGUUGCCAGAUGGGCCGGUCUCAUGUCUGCGACCUUCUCUCUCUCGCAAUGUUUGACUGGGAUUGCCUGGGGACGAGCUUCAGACCGCUUUGGCCGCAAGCCUAUUAUUAUCCUCGCCUUGACCUGUACCAUGAUCUCGAGCAUACUCUUUGGCUUCUCUAAGAAUCUUCUGUGGGCCUUCAUCACACGGUCUCUCCAAGGAUUGUCGAACGGAAAUGUUGGGAUCAUUCGGACAGCCGUGGCAGAAUUGGUCCCUCAAAAGGAACUACAACCGCGUGCAUUCAGUAUUAUGCCGCUCGUUUGGAACAUCGGCAGCAUAUUUGGGCCGUCUUUUGGCGGAUCGUUGGUACAUCCCGUGGAACGAUAUCCCAAAAUCUUCGGGAAGUUCAAGCUACUCAAGGAAUAUCCUUUUGCGCUGCCAAACCUCUUGAUCAGCAUUCUCUUCAUGUGUGGAAUCACUGCCGGUUUCCUUUUCUUGCACGAAACGCUCGAGGAAAAGAAAUCCCACAGGGACUACGGACUCUUACUUGGCAAAUUCUUGACCAAUUCUUGCACUCGAAGGUCCCCACGCAGGGCAUGGUCAAACGUCGAGGAAUCCGAUCCAUUUCUCUCUGGACUGUCAAGUGAACUGUCCACCCCGGUAUCGGGUUCAAGUCCUGCGGUCAAACUCCUUAAACAAAGUCCGGGCUGGGCAGAAGUCUUCUCGGGACAGUCAAACAUCAACCUCGUGGUGUACACAUUUUUGGCCAUGCAUUCGGUGGCAUACGACCAGCUGCUGCCAAUUUUUAUGCAUUAUCCCGUGCAAUCUAUUCAAGAUUCAGAUGUCCAUCUGCCUUGGAAGUUUGCUGGCGGAUUCGGGAUCGACUCAAACAGAAUUGGCCUGCUUUUUACAUUUUACGGUGUUUUUGGCAUGCUCAUCCAGUUCUUUGUCUUUCCCCCAUUCGCGAGGAGGUAUGGCGUACUAAAUUGUCUGAAGGCUUGUUGUCUAACAUUUCCCUUGGUCUACGUUGCAACACCCUUUACAGCGCUGCUGCCAACGGACUCGUCAAGGCAGGGCAUUAUGAUGUUGCUGAUGCUGAUCAAAGGGUUUUGCGGCAUCUUUGCGUUUCCUUGCUCUACGAUUCUCCUCACCAACAGCGCCGCUAGCCUGAAGAUACUAGGUACGCUGAAUGGUGUUGCAACCAGUAUUUCUGCCAUCGGAAGAGCAGCUGGACCGGCUUUGGCAGGUGCCACUUUCACCAAAGGAGUCGACAUUGGAUACGUCGUUAUCUCUUGGUGGACAUUGGCACUGGUCGCCAUCGUCGGCGCGAUUCCAGUGUGGUUUCUGGUGGAGAUGGAAGGCUUUGGAGGUGACCAGGACGAAGAUGAAAGCGAUGAGGAGGAAGAGGAGGAUGAAGAAGAAGGAGGAGGAGGAGGAGAUGGCGAUGACGCCAAAGCAUCUGCCAUUCCCGCCGCCGAAGCGCGUUCGAGGAAGUCUAGUGCUCCAUCCAUAGCCGAAGAGGCUGUGGAAGACGACGAAGAGAUGCCGGAGUCUCGCUUCUUAACACCGGCUACCGCGACGACAUCGCAGUCGCCUUCUCGACGUCAGAGCCUUCAGCUUCGACGUGUCUCGAGCCCAAUUGGACUUGGUCCAGGCAUCAUUCCGGCUGGAGCUCGAAGAUAUAGUAGCGACCUUGGAGCUACCAGGAGUGGAUUAGGUGUCGGCGGGACGAGUUAUUAUUGA
Molecule: messenger RNA, 1872 nt
Organism: Cladophialophora psammophila CBS 110553
Lineage: Eukaryota; Fungi; Ascomycota; Eurotiomycetes; Chaetothyriales; Herpotrichiellaceae
Exons: 2
Coding region: 1-1872 (623 amino acids)
Biological process (GO): transmembrane transport
Molecular function (GO): transmembrane transporter activity
Source: RefSeq, a predicted model, not a curated record